Molecule: messenger RNA, 1808 nt
Organism: Asparagus officinalis (garden asparagus)
Lineage: Eukaryota; Viridiplantae; Streptophyta; Magnoliopsida; Asparagales; Asparagaceae
Product: NAC domain-containing protein 7-like
Exons: 4
Coding region: 76-1563 (495 amino acids)
Biological process (GO): regulation of DNA-templated transcription
Molecular function (GO): DNA binding
Source: RefSeq, a predicted model, not a curated record
UAUAUAUGUAUGGGUUAAGUUUCUCUCCCAUCUCCCCUCUAUAUAUAGCUUCUUGAAGAUGGCAGCUUAGCUUUCAUGGAUUCAAUCUCUAGCUUACAGAUUUUGGAAAUGAGAGGCUUCGGGAAAAUAAUGUUUUUUAAACAAGAAUUUAUGUGCGUGAUACAAAGAGUAUUCUCGACCCUUUCGAGGACCGGAGGACAAAUUUCCUCGGCCAGCAUCAUGGCGAAUCGAGGAGACGAAUUUUUAUCACCUCUUGCGAUUAGCUUCGACGGCGAAGAAGAGAGAGAGCCGGAGAGGUUGCCCGUUGGUUUCAAGUUUCGCCCUACCGACGAAGAGCUCAUACAGCAUUAUCUCAGGCCUAAGGUUCUCAGCGGUGAACUCCCCUGCGAAGGCGUCAUCGUGGAUGUCAACGUGUAUAAUUAUAACCCAACACGGCUUACAGAGAUAUAUGCAGAUAAAGAGCAGGAGAAGAGUUGGUAUUUUUUUACGUCGAGGAAUAGGAAGUAUGAGAAAGGGAGUAGGCCAGACCGAGCAGCGUCUGGGGGAUUUUGGAAGGCCACUGCAGCAGAUAUAGCGAUCGAGAAAAAGGAAGGGGAUCGAAAGAUAAAAAUGGGGGAUAAGACAGCUUUGGGGUUUUGGGAGACUAAGAAAAGUAGAGUCAGGAGUAUUGAUCGAGGGGCGAAGACGGAGUGGUUGAUGUACGAGUAUAAGAUCGAGGAGUCGAAGCAGCCUAUCAAGAACGGCCACAUGCUGUUGGAUGACUAUGUCCUGAGCAAAAUAUACCGCAGCUGCCGUAAAGGCUGGAAGAAAGCUGCACCUGUCGCAGUUAAUCCGGAUAACCUGCAGGAACAAAUCCAACAGCCAAACAAAAGAGCUCGUCAUCAACCUGAACCUGAAAGUAAACCUGAACCCAAUUUCGACCCGACCCAAAUCCAGCCUGAACCAGACGACCCCUUUCUUCGGAACGCCGAAACAGUACAGGACGAGAAUGCCUACAUGUUUCAAAACCAAUCGUUGCAAACUGCAUUGUGGAACCCGAACCAACCACCUGAUCCGCUCGAUCACAAUUUUGCUUCUAUUAGUGACGACAAUUUCUUUCUGGACCUCCCAGAUUUUGAUUUUCCCUUAGAUUUUGAUCAACAUGAACCCGCCAAUUAUCAACCAAACUCUCCUUCACCCCAAGGCCGCAACGGAGGAAGCACAAUUCAGCCUGGCAUGGCUAACUUCAACGUGGGCGUUCACGGUCAGGACUAUCAGCAGCUGCAGAUCAAUAACUACGGCGUUGCCAACUUCAAUAUCGGCGUUCACGGUCAGAACUCCCAGCAGCUGCAGUAUAACUACGGCGACAUUCAUUCGCCUGCCCAAUUUCUCGCCAGUACAAAUUCCCAGCCUGCAGGAUUAUUGGGGUAUAAUAAUUUUGAUGCAGGAUACAAUGGUAUGGAACAGCGCUUUAACAGGCCGCUGCUUGAGCCUGGAUCCUCUUCGCAGAACAACAUAUCAACGGGAAGCUCUCGGUUCGACCCUGGCUUUCUCGUGGCAUGCUUGGACCAGAAAAGAUUUUAGAGGCCUCUGCUUUGAAGGAGAUGGAUAGGCGCCGAUUCAUUAAUUGGUCUUUUAGAUUAUGUACCUAGUGAAGUAUAUCUAUUAGGUAUAAAUUGUCAGGAGGAACCAUCUUGAAACUUGAUAGAUUUUUUUUUUUUUUUAAUUUAUUUGAGGUUCUAAUUCGCUUAUAUUGGAUGAUCCUUAAUGUUUGAGGUUCUUAUUCUGUGUGUCCAUGCUUUGAGGAGAUUAUUAACGGUUGAUUGCAA